Molecule: messenger RNA, 3227 nt
Organism: Oryzias melastigma (Indian medaka)
Lineage: Eukaryota; Metazoa; Chordata; Actinopteri; Beloniformes; Adrianichthyidae
Gene: gabrb2a
Product: gamma-aminobutyric acid type A receptor subunit beta2a
Exons: 10
Coding region: 64-1644 (526 amino acids)
Biological process (GO): chemical synaptic transmission; signal transduction; regulation of membrane potential
Cellular component (GO): membrane; GABA-A receptor complex; synapse
Molecular function (GO): neurotransmitter receptor activity; GABA-A receptor activity; extracellular ligand-gated monoatomic ion channel activity
Source: RefSeq, a predicted model, not a curated record
UGGAGUAAGUUGGAUGUGCGCGCUCCUCACUCGCAUCCAGAAGCCGCCUCGAACACGGUUGCCAUGGGGAGGAUCGGGAAAAAGCACCUUUGGAUUUUUACUUUUUUAUCACUGCUGACUGUCGCCUGGGCUCAAAGCGUGAAGGAUAUUAAAGAUCCGAGCAACAUGCCUCUGGUAAAAGAGACGGUGGACAGGCUGAUGAAAGGAUACGACAUUCGGCUCAGGCCAGAUUUUGGAGGUGCGCCGGUGGCGGUGGGGAUGAACAUAGACAUCGCCAGCAUCGACAUGGUGUCUGAGGUCAACAUGGACUACACCUUGACUAUGUACUUCCAACAAGCAUGGCGGGACAAGCGGCUCUCCUACUCUGAGAUUGCCUACAACCUGACACUGGAUAACCGAGUAGCCGACCAGCUGUGGGUCCCCGACACCUACUUCCUGAAUGAUAAGAAGUCUUUUGUUCACGGUGUCACAGUCAAGAACAGGAUGAUACGUCUACACCCUGACGGGACGGUGCUCUAUGGACUCCGGAUCACUACAACUGCAGCCUGCAUGAUGGACCUGCGCCGCUAUCCUCUAGAUGAGCAAAACUGCACCCUGGAGAUUGAAAGCUAUGGGUACACCACCGAUGAUAUUGAGUUUUACUGGAGAGGUGGAGACGGUGCCGUGUCUGGAGUCGACAGAAUAGAGCUGCCGCAGUUCUCCAUUGUCGACUACAAGCUCAUCUCUAAAAACGUUGUCUUCUCGACAGGUUCCUACCCCCGCCUGUCUCUAAGUUUCAAACUGAAGAGGAACAUAGGUUACUUCAUCCUGCAGACAUACAUGCCUUCCAUCCUGAUUACCAUCCUCUCCUGGGUCUCCUUCUGGAUCAACUAUGAUGCAUCAGCUGCCAGAGUGGCUCUGGGGAUCACCACUGUGCUGACCAUGACCACCAUCAACACCCACUUGCGAGAGACACUCCCUAAGAUCCCCUACGUCAAGGCCAUUGACAUGUACCUGAUGGGCUGCUUCGUGUUUGUCUUCCUGGCUCUGUUGGAGUACGCCUUUGUCAACUACAUCUUCUUCGGACAGGGGCCUCAGCGGCAGAAGAAGGCGGCUGAGAAAGCAGCCACAGCCAAUAACGAGAAGCUGAGGCCAGAUCCGAACAAGUGGCUGGUGGGAAAUGUAGUUCAGAGAGAUGAUGCUCUGUAUGCCAGAAUGAAACAGAGGGAAAUUGACGCAUAUGACUCGAUGUGGGAUCCCAUCUUUGUGGACGAUGCUGCAUUAGGACUAGGCGAUCAAAGACAUAAGAUGACCCCCGACGACAACAUCCUGUUCAGCGCCAUGGAGAUGAAGAAUGAGAUGGGAGGCGCCGGCGAUUUGUCCCGGGGUCUUGGAGCACCCGGGGAUCCUCGUAACACCAUGCUGUCCUACGAUAGCUCGACGCUGCAGUACCGCAGGGCAGCCAUGGCCCGCCAGAACUAUGGCCACAGCGCUUUGGAGCGCCACGCCCAGAAAAAAUCCCGCCUACGGCGAAGGGCCUCCCAGCUUAAGGUGAACAUCCCAGACCUGUCCGAUGUGAACUCUAUCGAUAAGUGGUCCAGGAUGAUCUUCCCCACCGUCUUCUCCUUCUUCAACGUGGUCUACUGGCUCUACUACGUUCAUUAAAGCUGGCGGAGUCCGCCAGGCGACUUCUGUUCAGGAGAUGAAUGGGAUGGGGGGAGGAAAAGAAGAAUUUAGGAGGAAAAAAAAUCAAAGAUGACGCGUGUGAGAGAAUGUGAUAUUAAAAUGGGCUGACUUUUUUUAGCUGGUUCCAAUGAGACCACGUGAGGAAAGCGCAAAGACUUUUUUCUGAGAAGAACUGCAGCAGCACCCACUUCAGGCAACGGCGAUUCUUUUGAGAUUUGGGAAACACCUCAAAGCGACUGACAUGCACUCAAAAAAAGAAAGUUUCAAAAAGACAGAAACGGUGCCUGUUCCAGAAUUUCAAUAUAUCACUAAUAUUUGUCAUUCGUAGCUUACUCUCUGUGGAUCAAAUAUUUAUGCUUGUGUUUGCAUAUACUUUAAGGAUUUUUUUUGUUUAGUAUCUAUUUACUUCGUAGCUGAGCUGUCUGCAUCCAGGAAAGCUUUAUAAAUGAUUUAAAAGGAGUCAUCCUUGAUAGUCUAUUUUCCUAUAAUUACUGUAUAUCAAAAACAUCCUUUAAAAGCAUGCUUACGUUUGAUUUCAUUUGCAUCUCAGUCAUGAUGAUGGAGCGUAAAACAUUUUCGUUUCUUACUGAGUCUGUCAGUUGAAGUUUGCAGCUGUGGCUCCGCACACCUGGAUGGACGAUUUGAGGAUCCCCCUCGUGGAAACCGGUUGGACAACAACAAAGCUUUAAUGCUGACAAGACACAUGCUUGUGGUCCUUUUCCAUCAGCUGGAGGCAUUUGGUUUAAGCUUAAUUAUUUACUUUUGUUGUGCUAAAGGAAACAAAUCCACUAAACCGCCCGUGUUUCUGUUCGAGAAUUCUUUUGACUCUGUAUGUUCUGCCAUUGUAAGAAAAAAAAAAGGAGCGGACAGUGAUUUGAACACAGCUGGUUUAAGAACUUUUCUGCUUCGUUUGCAAAUGGAGUCGCCGCAUCCACAACAUGUCCAUCCACAACCAUUAUUAUUAGUAGAAAUGAAUGAUAGAAGUAUGAUCCGUUCAAUUGUGAUUAAGUUUCUGUUUUGAAAAGCUGUAGAUAAACAUGAAUCGUGUUUAAAGAAAAAGAAAUGAUUCAUUUUUAUAAAUCAAUACUCACAUUAUCGUGUAAAUACUAUGGAUUUAUUCAAUUUAAAUGGGUCUUUAUUGUUGUUUUUUGCAGGUCAAUUACAGCUCCAGUCUCUCAUUCAACAAAAAAAGAACAGAAAACUUUGACAAAGGAAAAAUUUAAACACAGAUCACAACUUUUCUGAUGGUACUUUUACCACUUUUUCUCUUUUAUUCUCAUUAUUUCUUUUUAAUGGACUCUAAAAGCAUCUACUUCCUGAAACUAAAGCACUUCCAAAUACCAGUGACUUUUGGGUCUACCUGUGGCUCCUUGAAGAAAAAAAAACUUAUCAAGGACCUCACAAUCCAGGCCUUGAAGUGAGUCAUAUUUUGUACAAAGUUUCUGUAAAUUCCAGUUCAUACUGACUUCAAAUAUCUUGUGUAAUGAUUGUCGGCAAUUAUGAAGAUGUAUCUAAAUUCAAUUAAAACUCAACUCAGUCUAUCACUUCAACUCCAGAGUAAA